Messenger RNA from Amphibalanus amphitrite, 2893 nucleotides. RefSeq names its product anaphase-promoting complex subunit 5-like (gene ida). Lineage: Eukaryota; Metazoa; Arthropoda; Thecostraca; Balanomorpha; Balanidae. The record is from RefSeq and is a predicted model, not a curated record. Gene Ontology annotation, biological process: anaphase-promoting complex-dependent catabolic process; protein K11-linked ubiquitination; positive regulation of mitotic metaphase/anaphase transition. Gene Ontology annotation, cellular component: anaphase-promoting complex. The transcript has 2 exons. The coding region runs from base 360 to 2615 and encodes 751 amino acids.
CGUCAGAACCGGAGCGUCUCGAACCCGGGCUCUCACUACCGGGAGCCCAAUGCUCUACCAACUGAGCUACGGGACAGGCUCAAUACUUAAGUUAUUCAGAGUGCAUUUAAAUUUUGUUUUGAUCAACAAUGGUAUUUGUUUUGUCAGAAUUGCAUUUGCUUUUGUGUGUUAUGUGGAGCAGGGUGAAAGGGAAACAUCCAUUGAAGUGAUUGAUCUUCAGGCCUCAGGGUCCACCCCAGUUUGGGAGUUCAUCACUCCCUUGUUAUUGAUUUAUAUAUCAUUGACAUGCUUGUUGUUUCUCCAUGUGAUGAUCAAUUCUGUUUGUUCUCUUACUAUCAUCAUGCCAUCCCCAGGUCGUCAUGCUGCCUGCCCAGGACCCCAUCGCUCUGGUGGAGUGCGGUCCGCGCCCGGUCGGCCCGGACCGCGAGUCCGUCACGCCGCACAAACUGUCCCUUCUGGCGCUGGUCCAGCAGUACUCAGAGUCCCGCCAGCAGCUGGACGCCCCUCUGACGGCCCGCCAGCGGAAGGACACGUGUCUGCUGCUGCUGCAGCUGCUGCAGGGCCCCGAGCUGGACGGCGCCCGGCUGCUGGUGCAGCUGCGCCGCCGGCUGCCACCCGAGCAGCUGUCCGGGCUCUGCCGGCGGCUGCAGAGGCUGAGGGACGCCGGCGUGGAGGGGCUCUCCGAGCUGGUGGCUGGCGUGAAGCAGCUGAUCGCCGAGGCCGGGCCGCGCCGGCUGGCCGUCUCCUGCAGCAGUGUAGUCGGUUUCUUCGUGCGGCGUAUGGUGCUGGCCUUCACCCGCCUGCCGUUCCACGAGGUGACCAGGGUGUACGCCGAGUUCGCCGCCUACCACGCGGCCGGGCGGUUCCCGGACGGCGCCGAGGAGCCGCCGGUGCCGACGAUGGCCGACUCGGCCGACUGUAUGGACCUGGGAGAUGUGUCGGACGCCGCCGUGGUGUCGAUCGGUGGAGACGACGAGGAGCAGGCCGACGACAGCUGCUCCUGGGUCGGCCAGCGUCCGUCCCGUCGUCAAGCCGAACUACUCGUCUCCACGCAGAUGGAACUUCUUCAAACCAACGAGCGGCGAGCUCUACCCCCGGCUCAGCUUCAGGAGGUGACCUCCCGGCUGCUGCGAGAUAACCCCGACCUCGCCGAGGCGCACUUCCUCAGUUUCCUCAACUGCCUGCGCUCCAGUGAGCUGUGCGGCGCCGUGCAUAGCCUCUACCACAGCUUUGACAGGAUGGGUGCCGGCGGGGACGAGCCGUCCCGCGGCCUGCGGUACGCCGCGCUGAGCCUCGCCUCGCUACACGCGCGGUUCGGACACCGCGGUGCGGCGCUGGCGGCGCUUCGAGAGGCGGUUACAAUGUCUCAGGACAGUAACGAUAGUCGGUGUCUACAACAGGCGCUCACUUGGCUCUACAAACUCACUGAUGACGAGGAGGCGAGGCAGAGACUCAUGAGACACGCCAUAGCCAAGAGUGGUGAGCUGGAUCUACAUGAGUUGGCCUCGCUGGGAGUGCAGAACUACACAGAGAUGAUGGCACGGCGCGGUGCCAAGCCAACAGAAGCGUUCGAACAGCUGGCCAUUUCGGAUCAGAUCAACUGCCAGCACUCAUUACCGGCUCUUCUGGCGUCAGCGUACUCUGUGCGCUCGGCACUGUGCUCACUGUACGGCCGUCCCGGACUGGCCCAUCUCUGCAGCCAGCUUCUGCUCUGUAUCGAUACGAGCGGCUCGGGCCGGCACGGCGCACCCGUCUGUGGCGAGCCGGUGGCAUUGGCCGCCGGUACCGUGGCGCGCCACCUGGCCGGACAGGGCGAGUACGCCAGGGCGGAGCAGGUGCUCUCCUGGGCGGCCGAGCAGUUCCCGCCGGCCGGCGCCGAGGCCCGGCUGGUGCGACAGCAAUGGCUCGAGAUGGAGGCCGAGCGCGCACUGCUGGCCGGGCGAUGUGAGUCGGCCCAGGAAGCGGCCACCGCGCUGACCGCGCUGGACCCGGCCAGUGGCCGGCUGCGGCGCGCCCAGCUCCACCUACUGCGCGGCGAGCCGGCCGAGUGCGAGCAGCUGCUGGCCCAGCUGCUGGCCGCGCAGCCGCCGCCGGUGCCGGAGCGGCUGGUGCAGCUGCUGCUGCUGCGGGCCGAGCUGCGCGCCGCCAGCGCCGACUACGCGGGCGCUGCCGAGCCGCUGCUGGCGGCGCUGGCCGAGUGUCAGCGGCGGCGGCUGCGCGGCGCUCGCUGCUCGGUGCUACUGCGGCUGGCGGCCGUUCAGCUGCAGCUGGGACUCCGCGGGCCCGCCGCCCAGCUGGCAGAGAAGCUGGCCCUCCCGCUGCUCACUCACGGCUCUCUCCACGAGCGGGCGCGGCUCUACCUGCUGCGGGCCCGCUGUCUGUUGGCAGAGGAGCCGCCGCGCCGGCGAGACGCACUCCCUCUACUAGAAGAAGCCGCGCACCUGCUGACGCGGCUGCAGGCCUGGCUGCUGCUGAAGACCGUGUUCCACCUGAGGGCGGUCACCUUCCACGAGCUGGACGAGCGAGCCGAGCGGAACACAGCGGCGUCUCAGUAUAGGCAGCUGAUGGCGCAGCACCCCACUCUGGAUGGGGUGCACCUGAUGAGGAUUUCGUGACCUGAGGACGUGGGGACCUCGUGGACUCGUGGCUGCCUGAUCCACACCAGUGAUAACCUGAUGAGGUGAGCUAACUGAUGAGUGAUGAGUGAGUAGCGCUAUGCCUGUGAUAAGCUUAGCGCGAGUGUUAUUUUGAGGCAGGCCAGAAGGGGCGGACUUCGUCAAUGCUAAUGUGCGUUAUACAAUGAAAAUGUUUUCUGACGCCUGAGGAACAGUGUGUUGUCACUCAAUUCAGAAUAAAUGGGACUGCACACUGCACUGUGCACAGUGACAAAUCA